AUGCGCUCUCUUUCGUUGGUUCAUCGUAAGUCUCUCAAAUUCCGUCGUCAUCUAAUCACGCUCUACUUUCGUUGGUUGCCUUUGGAACUCUUUUUUUUGAGUCUCCUCAGAUUCCAUCUAAUCACGCUCUACAUUCGUUGUUGCUGGAACUCUUUUCCCUCCAUCAAUUCCGGGUCUCUCAAAUUCUGUCAUCUAAUCACGCUCUUUCAUUGUUUGCCUUUGGAACUCUUUUUCUCCAUCAAAGCCAUUAUACCAUUAUGGUCUCUCAAAUUCCGUCAUCUAAUCACACUCUCUUUCGUUAGUUUGACUCUUUUCCCUCCAUCAAAGCCCUCCAUCAAAUUCCAUUAUCUAGUCUCUCAAAUGGUUCCACUCUUUUCCUCCAUCAACCAUUAUGAGUCUCUCUAUCACGCUCUACUUUCGUUGGUUUGCCUUUGGACUCUUUCCCUCCAUCAAAGCCAUUUAUGGUCUCUCAAAUUCCGUCAUCUAAUCACACUCAACUUUCUUUGGAACUCUUUUCCUCCAUCAAAAGACAUUGAAUUCUCAUUCCGUCAUCCACGCUCAACUUUCGUUGGUUUCCACUCCCUCCAUCAAAGCCAUUAUGAGUCUCAAAUUGAGUCUCUCAAAUUCUUUGGAACUCUUUUCCCUCCAUCAUCUAAUCUAAUCGCUCUACUACUUUCCCAUUAUGAGUCUCUCAAAAUUCCGUCAUCUAAUCCGCUCUACUUUCGUUGGUUGCCUUUGGAACUCUUUUCCUCCAUCAAAGCCAUUAUAAGUCUCUCAAAUUCCGUCAUCUAUCCACGCUCUACUUUCGUUGGUUGCCUUUGGAACUCUUUUCCCUCCAUCAAAGCCAUUGUAGUCUCUCAAAUUCCACUCUUUUCCUCCAUUGUCUCUCAAAUUCAUCAUUGCUUUCGUUGGUUGCCUUUGGCACUCUUUUCCCCUCAUCAAAGCCAUUAUGGGUCUCUCAAAUUCCGUCAUCUAAUCACGCUCUCUACUUUCGUUGGUUGCCUUUGGAACUCUUUCCUCCAUCAAAGCCAUUAUGAGUCUCUCCGUUCAUCAUCUAAUCACGCUCUACUUUCAACUCUUUUCCUCCAUCAAAGCCAUUAUGGUCUCAGAUUCCGUCAUCUAAUCGCUCUACUUUCGUUGAAACGGAACUCUUUUUCCUCAUCUAAUUCUCUCCGCUCAUCUAAUCACUCUAAUUUGGUUGCCUUUGGAACUCUUUUCCUCCAUCAAAGCCAUUAUGGAUCUCUCAAAUUCCGUUAUUUAAUCACGCUCUAUUCGUUGGUUGCCUUUGAACUCUUUUCCUCCAUCAAAGCCAUUUAUGAGUCUCUCAAAUUCCGUCAUCUAAUCACGCUCUACUUUUUGUUAUUUUUCCCUCCAUUUGUCUCUCAAAUUCUUUCCGCUCCUGGGUUGGUUGCUCACUCUUUUCCCUACCAAGCCAUUAUGAAACUCUUUUCCCUCCAUCAAAGCCAUUAUAGGUCUCUCAAAUUCUGUCAUCUAAUCACGCUCUACUUUCAUUGGUUGCCUUUGGAACUCUUUUCCUCCAUCAAAGCCAUUAUGGGUCUCAAAUUCCGUCAUCUAAUCACGCUAAUUUUUCGUUGGUUGCCUUUGGAACUCUUUUCCCCAUCCAUUAUGAGUCUCUCAAAUUCCGUCAUCAAUCACGCUCUCUUUUCGUUGGUUGCCUUUCGAACUCUUUUCCCUCCAUCAAAUCACGUCUCUCAAAUUCAAUCAUCUAAUCACGCUCUACUUUCGUUGGUUGCCUUUGAACUCUUUUCCCUCCAUCAAAGGCAUUAUGAGUCUCUCAAAUUCGUCUCAUUCCGUCAUCUAAUCACGCUCUACUUUCUUUUGGUUUGCCAUUGGCUCUUUUCCCUCCAUCAAAGCCAUUAUGAGUCUCUCAAAUUCCAAUCAUCUAAUCACGCUCUGCUUUCGUUGGUUGCCCUUUGGAACUCUUUUCCUCCAUCAAAGCCAUUAAGUCUCUCAGAAUUCUGUCAUCUAAUCAAGCUCUGCUUUCGUUGGUUUUGCCUUUGGAACUCUUUUCCUCCAUCAAAGCCAUUAUGCGUCUCUCUCAAAUUCUCCCAUUAUGAGUCUCUCAAAUUCCGUCAUCUAAUCACGCUCUACUUUCGUUGGUUUGCCUGUGGAACUCUUUUUCCCUCCAUCAAAGCCAUUAUGGUCUCUCAAAUUCCGUCAUCUAAUCGCUCUCUGCUUUCGUUGGUUGCCUUUGGAACUCUUUUCCCUCCAUCAAAGCCAUGUCAGUCUCAAAUUCCGUCAUCUAAUCCGCUCUGCUUUCGUUGGUUGCCUUUUGGAACUCUUUUCCUCCAUCAAAACCAUUAUGAGUCUCUCCAAUUCCGUCAUCUAAUCACGCUCUACUUUCGUUGGUUGCCUUUGGAACUCUUUUCCCUCCAUCAAAGCCAUUAUAGUCUCUCAAAUUCCAACUCUUUUCCCUCCAUCAAAGCCAUUAUAAGGUCUCUCAAAAUUCCGUCAUCUAAUCCGCUCUACUUUCGUUGGUUGCCUUUUCGAACUCUUUUCCUCAUCAAAAGCCAUUAUGGGUCUCUCAAUUCCAACUCUUUUCCCUCCAUCAAAAGCCAUUAUGAGUCUCUCAAAUUCCGUCAUCAUCACGCUCUACUUUCGUUGGUUGCCUUUGGAACUCUUUUCCCCUCCAUCAAAGCCAUUAUGAGUCUCUCAAAUUCCCUCUUUUCCCCUCCAUCAAAGCCAUUGGUCUCUCAAAUUGGGUAUCUAAUCACGCUCUGCUUUCGUUGGUUGCCCUUUUGGAACUCUUUUCCCUCCAUCAAAGCCAUUAACAGUCUCUCAAAUUCGUCAUCUAAUCACGCUCUACUUUCGUUGGUUUCUGAACUUUUUCCCUCUCAAAGCCGUAUGGAGUCUCUCAAAUUCCGUCAUCUAAUCACGCUUUCUACUUUCGUUGGUUGCCUUUGGAACUCUUUUCCUCCAUCAAAAGCCAUUAUGGGUCUCUCAAAUUCUCCAUUAUGGGUCUCUCAAAUUCCGUCUCUAAUCACGCUUCUUUUCGUUGGUUGCCUUUGGAACCUUUUUCCCUCCAUCAAAGGCAUUAUGAGUCUCAAAUUCCGUCAUCUGGCUUAUCUACUUUCGUUGUUUGCCUUUUGGAACUCUUUCCCUCCAUCAAAGCCAUUAUGGGUCUCUCAAAUUCUCCAUUAUGGGUCUCUCAAAUUCCGUCAUCUAAUCACGCUUUUACUUUCGUUGGCCUUUGGAACUCUUUUCCCUCCAUCAAAGCCAUUAUGGUCUCUCAAAUUCCGUCAUCUAAUCACGCUCUACUUUCGUUGGUUGCCUUUGGAACUCUUUUCCCUCCAUCAAAGCCAUUAUGAGUCUCAAAUUCCGUCAUCUAAUCAAGCUCUCGCUUUCGUUGGUUGCCUUUGGAACUCUUUCCCUCCAUCAAAGCCAUUGACUUUCUUUUUUCCUCCAUCAAAGGUCUCUCAAAUUCCCCAUUAUGAGUCUCUCCGUUCUCAUCUAAAUUCGUUCAUCUGUCACGCUCUCAAAUUUCAUCUUGGUUGCCUUUGGAACUCUUUUCUUUUCCUCAUCAAAGCCAUUAUGGUCUCUAAAUUCUCUCUCAAAUUCCGUCAUCUAAUCAUCGCUCUACUUUUUCGUUGGUUGCCUUUAGAACUCUUUUCCCUCCAUCAAAGCCAUUAUGAUUCUCUCAAAUUCCGUCAUCUAAUCCGCUCUACUUUUCUCUCUCCGUUCCGUCAUCUAAUCGCUCUCUUUCGUUUGCCUUUGGAACUCUUUCCCUCCAUCAAAGCCAUUAUGCGUCUCUCAAAUUCAUCAUCUAAUCACUCUACUUUCGUUGGUUGCCUUUGGAACUCUUUUCCUCCAUCAAAGCCAUUAUGGUCUCUCAAAUUCCCCAUUAUGAGUCUCUCAAAUUCGUCAUCUAAUCACGCUCUCUUUCGUUGGUUGCCUUUUGGAACUCUUUUCCUCCAUCAAAGCCAUUGGGUCUCUCAAAUUCCGUCAUCUAAUCCGCUCUGCUUUUCUUUGGUUUUUGGAACUCUUUUUCCUCCAUCAAAGCCAUUUAUUCUCAAAUUCGUCAUAAUCACGCUCUACUUUCGUUGGUUGCCUUUGGAACUCUUUCCCUCCAUCAAAGCCAUUAUGAGUCUCUCAAAUUCCCUCUACUUUCGUUGGUUCUUUGGAACUCUUUUCCCUCCAUCAUCUAUUGCUGGAGUCUCUCAAAUUCAAUCAUCUAAUCACGCUCUACUUUCGUUGGUUUGCCUUUGGAACUCUUUCCUCAUCCUCCAUAUGAGUCUCUCGAUUCCGUCAUCUAUCGAAGCUCUUUCGUUGUGGUUCAAAUUCCGUCCAUCAAAAUCUGGGUCUCUCUUCUCUACUUUCGUUGGUUGCCUUUGGAACUCUUUCCCUCCAUCAAAAGCCAUUAUGGUCUCUCAAAUUCCGUCAUCUAAUCGCUCUACUUUCGUUGGUUGCCUUGGGCUCUUUUCCCUCCAUCAAACCAUUAUGAGUCUCUCUCAAAUUCCGUCAUCUAAUCACGCUCUCUUUUCGUUGGUUGCCUUUGGAAUUUCUUUCCUCUUUUCCAAAUUCCAUCUAAUCCGCUCACUUUCUUUUGGUUGCCUUUGGCCUCUUUCCCUCAAUAAAGCCAUUAGCCAUUAUGAGUCUCUCAAAUUACGUCAUCUAAUCACGCUCAACUUUCGUUGGUUGCCUUUGGAAAUCUUUUCCCUCCAUCAAAGACAUUAUGAGUCUCUCAAAUUCCGUCAUCUAAUCACGCUCAACUUUCGUUGGUUGCCUUUGGAAUUCUUUUCCCUCCAUCAAAGCCAUUAUGAGUCUCUCAAAUUCCGUCAUCUAAUCACGCUCUACUUUCGUUGGUUGCCUUUGGAACUCUUUUCCCCUUGCCAUUAUGGUCUCUCAAAUUCGUCAUCUAAUCCGCUCUCUACUUUCGUUGGUUGCCUUUUUCUUUUCCUCCAUCAAAGCCAUUAUGAGUCUCUCAAAUUCCGUCAUCUAAUCACGCUCUACUUUCGUUGGUUGCCUUUGGAAUUCUUUUCCCUCCAUCAAGCCAUUAUGAGUCUCUCAAAUUCCUUUGCCUUUGAACUCUUUCCCCUCCAUCAAAGCCAUUAUGAGUCUCUCAAAUUCCGCCAUCUAAUCACGUUUCAUUCUUUCGUUGGUUGCCUUUUGGAACUCUUUUUCCCCUCCAUCAAAGCCGUUAUGAGUCUCAAAUUCCGUCAUCUAAUCACGCUCUACUCGUUGGUUGCCUUUGAACUCUUUUUUUCCCUCCAUCAAAGCCAUUAUGAGUCUCUCAAAUUUCCGUCAUCUAAUCACGCUCUACUUUCGUUGGUUGUUUUCCUUUUGGAACUUUGUUGGUUCUUUUCCCUCCCAUCAAACCAUUAUGAUCUCUCAAAAUUCCAAACCGUUAGGAGUCUCUCAAAUUCCGUCAUCGUCACGCUCUACUUUCGUUGGUUGCCUUUUGGAACUCUUUUUCCCUCCAUCAAAGCCAUUAUGAGUCUCAAAUUCUGUCAUCUAAUCACGCUCUCUACUUUCGUUGGUUUGCCUUUGGAACUUUCCCUCCAUUUUUUUCCUCCAUCUAAUCACGCCAUUGGUUGCCUUUCAACCUUUUCCCCUCCAUCAAAGCCAUUAAUUCUCAAAUUCCGUCACGCUCUACUUUCGUUUGGUUGCCUUUGGAACUCUUUUCCUCCAUCAAAGCAUUAUGAGUCUCAUCAAAUUCCGUCAUCUAAUCACGCUCUCACUUUCGUUGGCCUUUGCCUCCAUCAAGAACUCAAAUUUUUAAUCCUCCAUCGCACUCUUUCCCCUCCAUUAUGA
Acanthosepion pharaonis is the source of this 5772-nucleotide messenger RNA. Lineage: Eukaryota; Metazoa; Mollusca; Cephalopoda; Sepiida; Sepiidae. The record is from the annotation of a GenBank genome assembly.